Messenger RNA from Parnassius apollo (apollo), 1209 nucleotides. The record is from the annotation of a GenBank genome assembly. Lineage: Eukaryota; Metazoa; Arthropoda; Insecta; Lepidoptera; Papilionidae.
AUGGCCCAAACAAUGAUGAGAAAAAUUGGGUUGAGUGGAGCAUGUGUUGUGGUGGGAGUGAUAAGAAGAAGUAGCUCUCGCAACCUUGUAACAAACAGUAAUAAGAUGUCUUUGAAAAAGAAAGAAAGAGAGUUGCCAUCAGAGGCUGAUGUCACUAAAUCAGUGUUUAUGUCACAAUCCACUGAUAUUUAUACUAAUUUGGCUCUGGAAGACUGGAUGUAUCGUAAUAUGGAUUUCACAAAUCACCAUAUUAUGAUGGUAUGGAAAAACGAGCCUUGUGUUGUAAUUGGCCGACACCAAAAUCCAUGGUUAGAAGCUAAUAUUGCUCAAUUAUCUGAGAAGGAAAUUGCUUUAGCUCGACGCAACAGUGGUGGUGGUACUGUUUACCAUGACCGUGGAAAUCUUAACAUUACAUUUUUUACACCUCGAGAAAGAUAUGACAGAAAAUAUAAUUUGGAACUCAUUAAAAGAGCAUUAUUCAGAGGAUUUGGAAUUAAUUCUGUAAUUAACAAGCGUGAUGACAUUGUGGUUCGAGAUAAGUAUAAAAUUUCUGGAACUGCAGCAAAAUUGGGACGGUUAACAGCUUAUCAUCAUUGUACACUUCUGGUCAAUGCCAACAAGGCUGAUCUCAGCAAAGCUCUAGCAAAGCGUGAGACAAAGGCGACGGAGUCUACUCGCUCUCCUGUUGCAAAUCUGGCUGACCUGGAUAACAAGAUUACAGUGGAAGGCUUGCAGACUGCAGUUGGUUAUGAGUAUCUUCGUACUCCUGCCCUCAACAUUGAAGAUGGCGGGCAAGAUUUGAUUAUGAAACAGAGGGGCUUCCAGUUUAUAAACCCCACCGAUGAUUGGUUCCCAGGUCUGGCAAAAUUACGGGAGGAAUUACAAAGUUGGGAUUGGUGUUACGGUAGAACGCCUGUUUUCACAGUUAGCCGUACAUUCCCCGUACCUGCCGAACUGCUUGUCCCAACAAGAAUCUACGCCGCCACUCAAGAACUAGUAAUAAACAUGACUGUGGAAAAAGGUUUAAUAAGUGAUGUGACACUUCAUAUUCCACCUGGAUUAGUUGAAUCUGGAUUCCAUGGGGAGGCAUCAGUAAUUACUCAUCUCAAAGGGAAGAAGUUCACUUCUGAAGCACUGAGUGCGUUGCAGGAUGCUAUGCUCACGCGUCAUGUGAUUCACAAGUUGUUGGAGUUCAGGAAAAGAUCAUAA